Molecule: messenger RNA, 1410 nt
Organism: Williopsis jadinii
Lineage: Eukaryota; Fungi; Ascomycota; Saccharomycetes; Phaffomycetales; Wickerhamomycetaceae
Exons: 1
Coding region: 1-1410 (469 amino acids)
Source: RefSeq, a predicted model, not a curated record
AUGACGGAUGAGAUACGGCGACAGUUAUCAGAGAACUUUGAGAAGUAUGAGAGUAAUUCUGUUCUCAACACCCUCACACCAAGGAGAUCAAUGGCUGGAACAAGUAGUUCUUCAAGACGGCUACAGACGACAAGUUCCACCAGACCUGGAAGACGCAGCUCUGUGAUUUCUGAUGACACUGGCUCGGUAUCCAGAAGACGACUCGUUAGAGGCUCCGACAUUCUCGCGUCGAUGGUGUCUAAAGAGCCCGAGCAGUUUACCUCUCCAGUCAAGGCUAGAAAAUACGCGUCAAGUGAAGAGGAUGCGAUUGAAACAUCGGUCAUUAACAUGCCUCUACGUGGCUCUCCAAAGGAGAAGAUGAGACAAGGUACUCCAAAAUUACUAAGUGCCAAAAGCUCCCAAAGAGAUGCUGUCUUUAGAAACCGAACUCUAUCGAUACGUCAGGAUAAAAGCGUCGAUAAUGGACCUGAUGACGAAUUUGAAGACGAUGUCGAUGGUGACGAUGAUUCGGAUCAUAUUAAGGGCAAUGCCACGAUACUGAGUGACAUACCAAGUGAAUUAAUCAGUCCAGAAAAGCUGCGCUAUGAAAAGGAACCCCUGGGAAGCUUUCACAAGUCACCAUCGACGUCAUCACCAAGGAAGGUCACUAAUAUCCCCUCGAUAUAUCCCAAACUCCCAACACCUUCAAGAGAAAUCACAAAUAUAUCGUCGAAAUUGUCGCCAAUUAAGCAGACUAAUAUGCUUGCAAGACAACCAGUAUCACAAUCGACGGAAACAAGCUCAAAACCUCUCACUUCAUUAUUAUCACCGGUGAAACGAAAUAGUAGUAUGGUAAAGAUACACCAAGAUGAACAUCCAAAUGAUCUGAAGUCUCCACCAAGACGUAUACCUACAGGGACAAAAUCAAUAGACUUGUCAAGGUUUGAGUCCAGUGAAGAGGAGCCUGUUCCUGAGUUAACGGUCAAACUAUCACCAGUCAAGAAAGCAUCCACUCAAAAGAGAAACAUUUUAGAAGAUGAUUCCACAUCACAACACAAGAAGCCAAAACAAGACAAAAUAUAUCCAGAUUUGACCUCAUCAACACCGCAGCUGAACACUGUCAUUCAUAAAGCUCCACUUUAUCCUAACCUACCAUCUCACGAACCAACAAAAAGUGCAGACAAAGUUAUCGUUGAUAGAGAUAGCGGUACUACCGCAGAUACGGAUCCACCAGGAGAUGCAGAACACUGGAAUAAAUUGCAAUGGAUAACGUUCAUAAAGUGUUUUAAACAAUUUGAAUCCAAAGAUAGAGAUUUUACGGUGUUCACACCAUCAAUACUGUCUUAUCUCAGAUGUGAUGAAAGAGAGCUCUUGUUAAAGAUUGGAUUCUACAAGGAAUUUGAAGAUUUAAUUCACAAAAGUAUACUAUGA